This is a messenger RNA of Athalia rosae (coleseed sawfly), 2858 nucleotides long. RefSeq names its product CTD nuclear envelope phosphatase 1 homolog (gene Dd). The record is from RefSeq and is a predicted model, not a curated record. Gene Ontology annotation, molecular function: protein serine/threonine phosphatase activity. Bases 507 to 1238 code for a protein of 243 amino acids. The transcript has 6 exons. NCBI's taxonomy places the organism in Eukaryota, Metazoa, Arthropoda, Insecta, Hymenoptera, Athaliidae.
UUAGUACCCCGAAAUUCAAGGCUCGAAAUUUGCAUUUAUAUUCACUCUCAAACCAAUUCAGAAAUAAUUCGUUAUAUGCAGAAUUCGUGAACACUAGCUGCCUCACGAAGUGACUUCUGACUUGACUGGUAAAAUGUGCUCUAGAUGUAUGGAAAAGUGAAAUUCCUCCUGACAGACGAAACCGCGCAGUCGUCGUGCGCAGGAUUAAAUUGGGUCGAUGUGCGAAAGAUGGCGGCCGUUGCGUGGUGUGUGCGAUAAGAUUGCGGUUUGUAAAUCCGAAUAACGUGUCGAAUUAAUUGUUAAUAAUAUAAUUGAAAUUUGAAAAUGUGAUUCCUAAAAUAGCACGUAAAUCGACUCAGUAAAUUAUAACGAUGAAUGUUUCAUGAAAAUAAAAUUAUAGUUUGUUUACGAGGAGCUUGUGUAACACGACGAGAAUUGAAAAUCGUGUGGAAAAGUCAAACCAGAGUACCGAGUGUGUAAUUUUCAGUUUAGUUUAUACUAAAGACAUGCUGAAGCAAUUGCAAAUGGGGAUGAGAGCGUUCCUUCUCAUGGCUUCCCGGGUUUGGACCUGUGUCUGCUUUCUGCUAAAGAAGCAGGUUAGAGCCGUCUCGCAGAUGCAACCAGUUAAAUACGAAAUAUUUCCAUUGUCUCCUUUAUCUAGGCACCGACUCAGUAUAGUUAAAAGAAAGGUUCUAGUUUUGGACUUGGACGAGACACUGAUUCACUCGCACCACGAUGGGGUCGCAAGACCCACUGUAAGACCGGGUACACCACCUGACUUUGUGCUCAAAGUAACGAUAGAUCGCCAUCCAGUCAGAUUUUUUGUCCACAAAAGGCCACAUGUCGAUUUUUUCUUGGACAUUGUUAGCCAGUGGUAUGAGCUUGUAGUGUUUACAGCUUCAAUGGAGAUUUAUGGUGCAGCAGUGGCUGAUAAAUUAGAUAACAACAGAGGGAUUUUGAGACGAAGAUAUUACAGACAACAUUGCACGCCAGAAAUGGGCUCGUACACAAAAGAUUUGGCAGCUAUUUGCUCAGACUUAGCAUCUGUCUUUAUUUUAGACAAUAGUCCUGGAGCCUACAGAGCUUAUCCACAUAACGCAAUACCGAUAAAAUCUUGGUUUAGCGACGCGGGUGAUACUGCGUUGCUCAGCUUACUUCCAGUCUUGGAUGCCCUCCGGUUUACGCAGGACGUACGCUCUGUACUCUCUAGAAAUUUACAUUUACAUCAUACAUGGUAGCAUAACUCAGCCAAUCGAUCCCAUAGAAUAGAUUAGAAUUCAAACCGCUAACAGUCUAGUGUGUCUAGCGUAGAAUUAUUAUUAAUAAUUAAUAAUAAGAACGUUCAAACGCUAUCCAUGAAAUAAGACGACGAGUCUUGCCUCCUACUCCUCUUCUUUCUGUACUUAGCCGAUAAUAGGAAGUGCACGCAGCAGGGACUGUCAGCCGUUACCUACAUCAGCACAAUACAUUCUAAGAAUAUUUUUUCUGCUUUUAUUCACCUUAUUUACCUUCUGACCAUUGACUUACGGGAACCAGCAAUCAAGUUCUGCAUACAGAUAGAUCGCAGUUUUUUUCGGACUUCUAUCAAUCCUAUUGUUAUAAUUUUUUUCUAUUCCUAUAAACCUUCCCUUGAAUUUCACACGGAAAAACUGAUAUUUUUAGUUAUAUUUUAUAAUAGUAGACGUAUGUGGUAUACUAUGGUGAUCUGAGUGAUUGGAAAAACAACGGUACCAUAGAAAUGAACUCUGAACCACCGUAGUAUAAUAAUUAGAAACCCUGUACUAUGAAGAUCUAGCUGUAAGCUCACUGUAUCAGUGAGGCAGCUGUAUCCCGAUUAUACCUAAAGUGAUUAUGAAUAAUCCAACAAAGAGUAAUAAUAAAAAAAAAUUAAGCAAACAAAUUUCUAUUUGUUAAAAUUUUGUUGUACUCAGUCAGAAAGCUCCACCAAGUGAUAGCACUGGCAAACGACCCGAAGAACCAAUCGUGUAAUUUACAAUCAAUGAGAAAAAAAUAUUUCAUGGUAUAGAAAGAAAUCGAUGCACAUAGCUGUGUAUUUUAUUCGCGUAUCUAUUAAUAAUCUAAACAUAGUCAUAUUGCAUGGUUUGUACAUAUUAAAGCGCAAGGUGUGCAUGUAAAGAGUGAUUGUGCAUCUGAUUGCAUAUGAAUGCAGCGUUUGAUUGUGUUAUAAGUGAAGUAAUAUUAUAAAAUAAUUAUACUUGAGCUAUGAAUAUACAUAUAUACACACAAAUGUAUAUACAUAUAUAUGAUGGUACGUAUAGAUAUAUAAUUAUUAUUACAUUUAAUUAUAUAUUAUUUAGUAAUAAAUUCUUGAUGAUAGCAAAAAAAAUAACUGGGUAUAUAAAAAGACAUAACACAAUCGUGUGCGCCGGAUUUGAGUGUCAGCUGUUUGUUCUUGAAUAAACAACAAUUAUUCGAUAGUAAUAUCUGUUUUUAUUCGCUAAAUUCGGUAAUUCAUCGUAAUUAAUUUCAUGACACACUGACGGUAAUGAGUUUUUGUAAAAAAAGCCCCUUCAUAUUUUAUGUACAAAAUAAAAAUUGUUCAAUCAUCUAUAAAAUUAAUCUUAAAAAAUCUUACAAGGCUGAGGAAUGAUCAAUUUCAAUUAAUGCGAAAACUUUCACCUACUGAAUAUUGUACUCAUCAGUCUGCACUCGUCAUUUAAAAAAAAAAAACAAAGAAAUGUAUUGAUCAUUUCGCACUCUAAGAGUUUUCAAUAUUGAUUAUGAUGUAUAUUUAUAAAGACUAUGUUUCAUAUAAAUUGUACACACAACGACGCAUCACUGGCACUGAUAAUUCUAGCAAUGAAAUAUAAACGGAAGUUUGGUUGAUGCUGAAUCAA